Phytomonas sp. Hart1 is the source of this 318-nucleotide messenger RNA. Lineage: Eukaryota; Euglenozoa; Kinetoplastea; Trypanosomatida; Trypanosomatidae. The record is from the annotation of a GenBank genome assembly.
AUGUUAAGCGAUUUCCUUCGAAAAAGAGUAUCCGUAGUCACCACGGACGGACGCAACCUCGUCGGUGUGCUGCAUUCCGCGGAUCAGCUGCUUAACCUUGUGCUCACCUCCUGCGUGGAGCGCACCGCGGCCCCCUUCAACGGCCGCGAGGGAGGGGAGAAAAUGGAGGAAUCCCCCCUUGGCGUGAUGCUCGUUCGCGGGGCAAACGUCGUGGCCGUAGGCGCCAUCGACGUCCAUGCCGAGGCGGAGGCUAAUCCAAGUUUAUGGACCGGUAGGGAUAUGCCACCAGCGCAAAGUGUUCCGCAUGUGAUGAUGUGA